Molecule: messenger RNA, 5311 nt
Organism: Haemorhous mexicanus (house finch)
Lineage: Eukaryota; Metazoa; Chordata; Aves; Passeriformes; Fringillidae
Gene: TP63
Product: tumor protein p63
Exons: 11
Coding region: 16-1479 (487 amino acids)
Biological process (GO): apoptotic process; protein tetramerization; regulation of transcription by RNA polymerase II
Cellular component (GO): nucleus
Molecular function (GO): protein binding; RNA polymerase II cis-regulatory region sequence-specific DNA binding; DNA-binding transcription factor activity, RNA polymerase II-specific
Source: RefSeq, a predicted model, not a curated record
AGGGGCUGGAAGGAAAUGAAUUUUGAAGCAGCACCUUUCAGCACCUUGCCGUACUACCCUGAUCCCUGCAUCCCGCGGUUUGUAGAAACUCCGAGCCCCUUCUCCUGGAAGGAGAGUUACUACCGAUCAGCCAUGUCCCAAAGCUCUCAGCCCAGGGAAUUCCUCAGCCCAGAGGUAAUCCAGCACAUCUGGGACUUCCUGGAACAGCCAAUAUGCUCGGUUCAGCCAAUUGAUUUAAACUUCAUUGAUGGCCCAUCUGAAGAUGGCUCCACAAACAAAAUUGAGAUCAGCAUGGAUUGUGUCCGGGUGCAGGACACGGAGCUGAAUGACCCCAUGUGGCCACAGUACACAAACCUGGGGCUCCUGAACAGCAUGGACCAGCAGAUCCAGAAUGGCUCUUCCUCCACCAGCCCGUACAACACGGAGCACGCGCAGAACAGCGUCACGGCCCCCUCGCCCUACGCCCAGCCCAGCUCGACUUUUGACGCCCUCUCUCCCUCCCCAGCCAUCCCUUCCAACACAGACUACCCAGGACCUCACAGCUUCGAUGUAUCAUUUCAACAGUCCAGCACAGCAAAGUCAGCAACAUGGACGUAUUCCACCGAACUGAAAAAGCUGUACUGCCAGAUUGCCAAGACGUGUCCCAUCCAGAUCAAAGUGAUGACCCCGCCGCCUCAGGGAGCUGUCAUCAGGGCUAUGCCGGUCUACAAGAAAGCUGAACACGUCACUGAAGUGGUCAAACGCUGCCCAAACCACGAGCUGAGCCGGGAGUUCAACGAGGGGCAGAUUGCGCCUCCCAGCCACCUGAUCAGAGUGGAAGGGAACAGCCAUGCCCAGUAUGUAGAAGACCCCAUCACUGGGAGGCAGAGUGUGCUGGUCCCCUAUGAGCCGCCCCAGGUCGGUACUGAGUUCACCACAGUCUUGUACAACUUCAUGUGCAACAGCAGCUGCGUUGGAGGGAUGAACCGCCGCCCAAUCCUUAUCAUUGUGACCCUAGAAACCAGAGAUGGGCAGGUCUUGGGCCGCCGGUGUUUCGAAGCCCGUAUCUGUGCUUGCCCAGGCCGAGACCGCAAGGCAGACGAGGACAGCAUCCGCAAGCAGCAAGUGUCUGACAGCACAAAGAAUGGUGAUGGUACGAAGCGCCCUUUUCGACAAGGAACUCAUGGCAUACAGAUGACUUCUAUCAAAAAAAGACGUUCCCCAGAUGAUGAGCUCUUGUAUUUGCCAGUGAGGGGACGGGAGACAUACGAAAUGCUGCUGAAGAUCAAAGAGUCCCUGGAGCUGAUGCAGUUCCUUCCCCAGCACACGAUUGAGACCUACAGGCAGCAGCAGCAGCAGCAGCACCAGCACUUGCUCCAGAAGCAUCUCCUUUCGGCCUGCUUCAGGAGUGAACUCAUGGACUCAAGGAGAGACCCUCCCAAACAGACUGAUGCCAUCCUAAAACAUUCCAGUCCCCCAAACCCAUCAGUAUAUCCGUAAACCGAGCUGGCAGGGUCACUUUGCCCAGCUGGCAGGACUAGGAACAGUGGGACAAAUACACAGCCUGAUAGCAGCAGAGUGAAUAGUGAGAGUAAACUUCUGAAGGGACUCAAACCUUGCAAAAACAACAGACACUUGUACAGACCUCUUAGCUGUAACCCAUAGCAUUGCGAGGCUGGGAACCACGAUGUCGUCUGUCUUGGUGUAACUUUUCUCCCCUUGGUGUAACAUUUUUGUAAUGUGUUAAUACCAUUUCUUCUUACUUCUGUAUUUGUGAAACUCGGCAGGGUUUCUCUGAGCAGGUCUCAAUUUUAAAAUGCCUUUUGUCUUGUUCAAGUUAAAAAAUGUGUCCAUGGACUGGGGAGAUGGAAGCAGAGGAUAUGUGUUUAAAUGGUCUGUGAUGGUCAAUUUGGCCUGUUUCAGUGCUGGUCAUGCAGUAUCAGUGUAAGUAGCUGAUGUAUUUUGUACUGCUGGACAGGGAGAGGUAAUUAUUAUAUGAACUGGCACUGCUAAGAAAUCCUUUUUUUUUCCUGCAGAAAAGCCCUCGACUUUGGCAUCAUGAGUUGUUUCCACUUAUUUCCAGCCCUAAAGGGUCUGAUGUAAAAGUACUUCAGAAUUGUAAGGAAGGCCAUGUGACUUUGACUUUGCAGCAGCUCUGCUGACUUUGAUCCAGAUUUAUUGGACUUGGGAGUUCCUCCAGACUCUGUGGGCUCUAUCCAAGUGGUGGGCUGAACUGCACAAGUUGAGUGUGUGGUAGAGUUGUAAUGAUAUCCAUGUGUGCCCAGCAUCCCUUUGCAGCCCAGGGUGUAAAAGGUAGAGUGUCCAAAACUCCCUAGUGCCCUAGCUGUGAAAAGGGGUUGGAGCUAGCCCCUCUCCUUACAGACGUUCAGCCCUAACAUUUUCAUCAACCCUCUUAUCUUUUGCCCCAUCUCACCAAGCCUCUUAGUUCAAAGGAAAGCAGUGUCAUCACAUGUUGCAGUUGACUCAGCCAAGUGGCCUCAGGCCAUGUCCACCUUGCCCAUUAUUCCUGCAACCAGAGGGUCUGCUAAUUGUGUCUGAAGUGCUUCUGGGUUUAGCAGUUCCUGCACAAAAGACUUUUUCUCAGCAAGGACUUGUAAAUUCUCACCCUGCUUUUAUCAAACUCUGUCUCUGGGAAAAAAGCCAGAUGCAGUUGGAGAAGACUCUUAUCUCUGACCAUCACAUCAUGUGCUUCCAGCAGCAGAGCAGGGAUCUGAGCAGGUGAUGACUCGUACCAACCUCUCCUUUGGGAGCCAUAUCCCAUCUCUGGCUAUCUCUAAUGUCUUAGCAAGACUUGCUCUUCCAUAGCAGUAUGGAGGAGGGCUGAUGGAAAAGAGCCCCCAAAACUGGGGUUAAGUCUAUAAAUAACAACUAAUUAAGGACUAGAAGUGCCUAUUUCAUAUAGUUGCAGCUCUACCAUUGCUCCUUGAGUAAAGCUAAUUAAAAUCAAGUGCCUUGCUACCUUGCCUGGAAAUUCCAGGAAGUUCUUUGAGAUCACAAAGCAGGUCACUAUUGUUCUGUGCCUUUUUAUUUGGGAAAAGAAAGGCAAUGUGAUUCUUUUCCCUGUGAGAGGUGGGAACCUGAACUGUAAAUGCAGCCCAGACAUAGGAUUAUGUUUGGCACUGUUUUCUGUUCUUCCAGUGAAGGUUUAUUCCUGGAUUUUUGUAUUUUCUGCUUCUGGGUGGCAAUAUGGAAGUACUGUCACAGGGAAAUCCUGAUCUGUAUUUAGAGCACUGCUCCUGAACCUGUUCACCAGCAAGUUUGAGGAGGCAUCCACAGCCUGCACUGGAAGAUUCCAAUUCAUCAUUUGGUUUGGCCUCUAGGAAAUGCUUUGUACUGUAAUGAGCAAUACAGUAUCCCAGACUUCCACUGAACAAGAAUGUAAAUUAUUUGGAUCCUAUUGUUUUCUGGAAAGCCUUUCUGAUUUGUCCCACUUGGCUGUAAAUGGAUGAUGAUUGUGAUGCUGAUCUUAGUGGUGACUUGAUUUGCUUUCCAACUACCAGGUGGUUGUAUUAGAAGGUGCUAUUCUUUUUUUCUUUUAUCAAAUACCUGGAGCUGAAAGCAAUUUGAGUUGCUCUGUAGUCUGUCCUCUGCAGAUAAAAUGAAAACUUUAUCCCAGGUGUCUUUUCAUUGCUUCUUUGCCAUCUCUGUGUCUUCAGGAAAAUGAGCCUUUUCCUUUCAAGGAAUAACCAAGUGGACUAACUGGGCCUUAUCAGGUACUCAAGGUUAUAUCAGUCUGUGUCAACUGCUUGAUAUAUAUCCACUCCCUGUAUUACAGCUCCAUUCCCUGGAGAGCAGAUUGCAUCCAUGGCCUGCCUUGAGAAAUUCCCAUACCUGAAAUCUAAGAGGAGUCAUUAUUGCCACUCUUGCCCUGUGCUGUAGUUCCUGUCUGCCCAGUAACUGCUGGAGCUCCUCCUUUCCCUGCUCCCAGUGAGGUACCAAGCCUUCAAACCACUGGAGUGAUUGAAAAGAUGCGCUGUUAUUUUCUUUAGAAUAGAAACGUUUUGGGAUGGGGGGAAUAAGGGCAUCUCUCAGCUUUUAAGUGUCCUGCUGCUUCAUGGGCCUUCGAAGCAGAUGAAUGGAACUGAGAAGCAUCUGUGUCACUUGUGUGCCCUUAUUAGACUACAUCAGUGACACCCCAGUGUUACACAGCCCUGUGGGAAGCCUUGCUUUAAAAACCAUUGUCCAUGAGCGCUCUGGCCUUGUGUGAACCUGGGAUGUGAUCCUUACUGUGGCUGUUGAAAGAGAGGGCAGACACAGAACUGGACAGCUCUGAUUCUGCUUGUGUGUCUCUGCACUGACUGGCUCUGGGUCUGCAGGAACAGCAAACUGCCAGCACAGGGGCUUUCGUGAAAUCUUAAACUCUGAGCCUGAUCUGCCCAAUUGCAUUUAAUGAAGCUUUGAUGUCAUGUAAGGCUGUUUACAUGGCUGUGUGCUCCUCUAGCCAACCAAGGACUCUGGGCUGCUCAGUUGUUGGUGUGUACCAGCAGUUUGCUGCCUCUGCUGAAGGGCUGGUAUCCAGUGAGCUGGGAAAAUGUAGAGUUAUACGAGGCUGUGAACUGAACUUUGUUCAUAUAUGGGUCAAGAAAGUUCCUUCCUGACCUCUUGAGAUGAUCAGUAUAUGCCUUGAAGCAUGAGCGACUGAUUGCCCUCAUAUGAGCUUGCAUAACUACAGAUGUUAUUUGCUAAAUAAUUACAUAGCCUCUUGAAGAGAGAAAACUCAGUUGCAGAAUGUGACUCAGUGCCUUUUGUAUCAGACUGUUCCAAGAAGUAUAAUAGUCACUUAAUUGAAGCCCUUAUACCUUGAUAUUAAAAUGCAUUUCAUUGGCAUUGAUAUCAAAGAAAUGUUAAUGCUCUGACUUCUUUCUUGAGACCUAGUAAGUAAAAUUUUAAUGAAAAUCACUGUGCAUGACAUUCUUAUAUCUGUUUUUAAAAAUGCAGGAAAAAAAGCAAUAUAUUUUAAAUGGGUCCUCAAACACCAUGUAGUCCUUGUGCUUCAUACCAAAAACAUUUUCUUGUGUUUCUAAGGCUCUUGCUAUAUUGAUGUGUGACAUUAAUUUUCAAUAAAAUUUUGCAUCUUGGUUUAUCUUGAGAUUUCUCUUUGGCUAGAUGGCCUUGUAAACAUCUGCUCAUGUGAUGGAAUAGCUUAGUUGAAACUAGUGUGGGUACAAAGAAAAAUGCUUUUGUUUUCUGUUUUACUCCCUUGAACUUGAUGAUGUUAAUCUUGACUCUAUGAGUAUGAAUGAGAUAAGCAUGAAGUCCCUAAGCUAUGUGUUAAAGUAUGCCUUUGUUUUCUAAAGUGUUUUCUAAAGUU